This is a messenger RNA of Cricetulus griseus (Chinese hamster), 1909 nucleotides long. The record is from RefSeq and is a predicted model, not a curated record. NCBI's taxonomy places the organism in Eukaryota, Metazoa, Chordata, Mammalia, Rodentia, Cricetidae.
UAGAGGGUGGGGCAAGGUUGGGCUCCGCUGACGCCGGGCUUUUCCAGGUGGCGGUCGCUGCGAUGCUGGCCGGCUACAUGGCUUUGAGAGGAGUCUCCGCGCGGAUACUGAGCCGCAGGCCGGGCCUGCACUUCCCACGUACGUGAAGCUCGGCGGCGGCACACACUAAGAAGACACAGAGCCGACCGGCCCAAAGUAAGAACCACCUUCCCACCUACACUCCGGUCCAGCUGUGGCCUUGACCCUUGGUGGUCUCUGUCUGUGAUUGCAAGGGCUGCCGGGAAGGGAAGCUGGGUUGUGCCCAGGGUCAGAAGCGCUAAGCCUCUCGUCCUGGGUUUGACUGGAGGGACCCACUGGUACUGGAGGAGCAGCUGACUGCUGAUGAGAAACUCAUCAGGGACACCUUCCGCAACUACUGCCAGGAGCAGCUUAUGCCUCGAAUUGUGCUGGCCAAUCGGAAUGAAGUUUUUCACCGGGACAUCGUGUAUGAGAUGGGGGAGCUGGGCAUGCUGGGACCCACCAUCAAAGGGUAUGGCUGUGCUGGGGUGUCAUCAGUGGCCUAUGGGCUCCUGACCCGAGAGCUGGAGAGGGUGGACAGCGGCUACAGGUCAAUGAUGAGUGUUCAGUCUUCUCUUGUCAUGCACCCCAUCUACACCUAUGGGAGCGAGGAGCAGCGGCAGAAGUAUCUGCCCCGGCUGGCCAAGGGUGAACUUCUGGGCUGCUUUGGGCUUACAGAGCCCAACCAUGGGAGUGACCCCGGUGGUAUGGAGACCAGAGCUCGCCACAAUCCAUCAAACCAGAGCUACAUUCUCAAUGGGACCAAGACCUGGAUCACCAACUCACCUGUGGCUGACCUGUUCGUAGUGUGGGCUCGGUGUGAGGACAACUGUAUUCGGGGCUUUCUGCUGGAGAAGGGAAUGCGGGGCCUCUCAGCCCCUAGGAUUGAGGGGAAGUUCUCCUUGCGGGCUUCGUCUACUGGUAUGAUCAUCAUGGACAACGUGGAAGUGCCUGAGGAGAAUGUGCUCCCUAAUGCGUCCAGCCUGGCGGGUCCUUUUGGCUGCCUCAACGCUGCUCGAUAUGGCAUCACAUGGGGUGUCCUGGGAGCUGCUGAGUUCUGUUUGCACACAGCACGGCAAUACGCUCUGGACAGGAUCCAGUUUGGUGUCCCCUUGGCCAGGAACCAGCUGAUUCAGAAGAAGCUGGCAGACAUGCUCACCGAGAUCACAUUGGGCCUCCACGCUUGUUUGCAGCUUGGCCGUUUAAAGGAUCAGGACAAGGCUACCCCAGAAAUGGUCUCCCUGCUGAAGAGAAAUAACUGUGGGAAAGCCCUGGACAUUGCCCGCCAGGCACGAGACAUCCUGGGAGGAAAUGGGAUUUCUGAUGAGUACCAUGUGAUCCGGCAUGCUAUGAAUCUGGAGGCAGUGAACACUUAUGAAGGUACACAUGACAUUCACGCUCUGAUCCUUGGGAAAGCAAUUACUGGGAUUCAGGCAUUCACAGUUGGCAAGUGAACCCACUUCAACAGCGGGACCUUCAACAAGAGAAAUGCUUGGCUAGAACCGCGCACCGUGCAUUGCUCUUUGUCUGCUCAAGAAGCAGUGGCUGGAACUGGCUUUUAUGGUGGAAAGUGAGACACUGAUUUGAGACUAUGGAAAUUUCAGAUAUGCUCUAUAGAAAGAAGAUGAAAUUCUCUGUAUGGCCCUUAGCCCAUUUUAAGUGAGAUCAGACUCCAUUUACUUUAAGCUUCUUCUAACUGGGGGGGGGGGGACGACACUGUGAAAUGGAGCAGACCUUGUGAGAAAGUGCUCUGGAGUUUGUGGUGCCUUCCUUCCUGCCUCCAUCCCAGGGGCAGUGCCUUCUAUGUUCAACACUGAGCAAAUAAAAGAGAAAAAUAAAGCCUGUGCCUCAC